Impatiens glandulifera is the source of this 1809-nucleotide messenger RNA. RefSeq lists its product as uncharacterized. The record is from RefSeq and is a predicted model, not a curated record. The transcript is spliced from 5 exons. Bases 1 to 1809 code for a protein of 602 amino acids. Lineage: Eukaryota; Viridiplantae; Streptophyta; Magnoliopsida; Ericales; Balsaminaceae.
AUGGUCAUUCCAGGCCCAGAGAGUCCUGGAGAUACAAUUGAUAUAUUUCUACAACCGUUGAUAGAUGAAUUGAGCGAGUUGUGGAACAUUGGAGUAGUUACAUUUGAUGCAUCAAUUUCUCAACAUUUUACUUUGCGUGCUGCUUUAUUAUGGACAAUUAAUGAUUUUCCGGCUUAUGCAAACUUAUCUGGAUGGAGUACAAAAGGAAAAUUAGCUUGUCCAUGUUGUAAUAAGGACACUUUAUCAAUGAGAUUGCAAAAUGGUGGUAAAGAGUGUUAUAUGUGUCAUCGACGUUUUCUUCCAUUGGACCAUAAAUGGCGUGCAAAUAAAAACUUGUUUGAUGGUAAAGCUGAAAAGAGAUUGCCACCUAAAUCUUUUUCAGGAAAAGAUAUUUUAAGUCAAGUUCAGGAUUUGGAAGACAUAAUUUUAAGUAGGGAUAUUACUAAGAAGACAAGAUUAUAUCAUGAGAAACGAGGCGAUAAUUGGAAUAAGAAGAGCAAGACUAAAGAUAAUCUUAAAACGCGUCUCGAUUUACAACUCUUGAAUAUAAGACCUGAAUUACAUCCUAUUGAUAUCGGAGGUGUUCUUCAGAUUCCAGUUGCUCCUUAUAUGUUAUCCUCCGAUGAAAAAAAACAACUUUGUUUAUUUCUUAAACAAUUAAAAAUGCCUGAAGGUUUUUGUUCAAACCUUGCACCUUGUAUAAAUGUUGAUGAUAAAAAGUUUUCGGGUUUAAAGAGUCAUGAUUGUCACAUCUUACUAGAAUAUCUUAUUCCUCUUGCAACACGUGGAUUAACUUUGGAACCAAUAUAUGAAGCUCUUGUUGAGCUAUCAAUGUUUUUUUCUAAGUUAUGUUCAAAAUCACUCAAGAUGGAGGACUUGAAACAACUUGAAACACAAAUUCCUAUCACACUUUCAACGGAAGCUAUACUUGGGGGACCUGUUCAAUAUAGAUGGAUGUAUCCAAUUGAACAAUAUAUGGGUACAUUGAAAUCAUAUGUUCGAAACCAAUCCCAUCCCGAGGCUUCAAUUGUUGAGAGUUAUCUCACAAAUGAGUGUAUCAGUUUAUGCUCAAGAUAUUUUGACACAUCAGAUUGUGGAUUAACUGAAAACAAAACUUCUCUUUCUAUAUUCCUUUCCAUAGAAGAUUUAUCAGGAGGAGUAGGAAUUAAUUUGGAUCGUGUUGAUCGAAAAUUGGCUCGUAUAUACGUAUUAAAAAAUUGUGAAGAAGUUGAACCAUUUUACAAUGAGUAUUUGCAAAAACGUAUUUCUAGUGGAAUGGUUUUGUCCGAAGAGGAAUGGGAUACCCAAUAUAUUAAUUGGUUCAAAACAAAAGUCGAAGAGUUGUACCGAGAAGAAAAAAGUCAGAGAAUGGAAGAUUUAUUAUCUUUGGCACGGGGUCCUUUGGAGUAUGCAAAAACAUUAGUAUGUUGUAAAGUAAAUGGGUAUAAAUUCAACACAGAAGAGCACGAUGAAGGCUUAACGACACAAAAUAGUGAUAUUUAUGUGGUUGGGAACAAUGGCAUAAAAACUAUUGACUAUUAUGGAGUGUUGACACAUAUUAUUGAAUUGCAAUAUCUUGGUGGAAAUCGUAUUGUGCUCUUCAAAUGUAGGUGGUUUGAUGUUGAAACGGAAAGGGGAAUCAAAGAAGAUAAAUAUGGUUUUGUGAGUAUCAAUUGUCAAAGAAUGCUGAAAUCUAAUGAACCUUUCGUUUUAGCCACUCAAGCAAAACAAGUGUUUUAUGUUAAAGAUAAUACCUCAAAAGGUUGGCAUAUUGUUACAAAAACAAAUCCACGAUACUCAUAUCUCUAA